AUGUCUGCGAUGAUACUCAGUAAAAUUUGCAUUUUCUUUCCGAAAAGGAUCAUAGAGGAAACGGAGCGCAAUUUCACACUCCGUUUCAGUGAAUUGUCUGCUAUCGUUAACACCUGUUCACAUCCCGAAUUGGUCUUCCUUCGGCAAGUGAUUGAACCUUUAUUAAAGCGGGACUUCAUACGCCAGCUUCCACUGGAAGUUUCCUUACGAAUCUUAUCCUACUUGCCCACACGUGACCUACUGAACUGUGCCAAGGUCUCUCGUCACUGGAACACAGUCACAUCGGACCCGUUACUUUGGUUCAGACAAUGUCAGCGAGGCAAUAUCCUCGGGGACCUUUUCACAUCUCUCAAUCACAACACCGGGCACGCCUCCAAACCUAUCUCACCACGCUCUUUUGCUGCUGGCCACCUCGGAUUACCCGUAUCAACUUAUUGCUCUGAAGUAGAUACCGACAGUGAUUCCUGUACUGUUGUGACGCCCGAAACACCACUGGUCAAUUGGAAGGCUGUCUAUCGAAGAAGCUUGCAAACUCAAUGUAACUGGCGCAAGGGUUGUUCGUGGCCCCCCACAGUUCUACCCGCUCAUCAUAAUCACGUGAUCACCUGCCUUGAGGUGUACAAUGACUGGGUCAUCACCGGAUCGGAUGAUUCAAGCAUAUGCAUUUGGAGUGUAACCCGCGGUGAACUAGUCAUCAAUCUAUUCGGGCACGUUGGAGGCGUUUGGUCUCUGGCGGUGCUAACCUCGAAUCCUUCGGGCACUGGUGGGUCGCCCUUACUGGUCUCUGGUAGUUGCGACCGUACUGCCCGCGUGUGGUUACUCGAUGGCACUCGUUGGCCGUGCGUUGCCACUUUGUUCGGACACCAGUCCACUGUUCGCUGUGUGGCCGCUCAGAUGCCACAUGUGGGACAUACGCAGGAGAGGAUGGCAACUGGCCGGUUACCUGACGCGUGCUUCAAAGGCUCACAACGUUCACAAUUUGAAGUUCUAUCAGAUCAAUCGGCGGAUCUUACGGGUGAUGUGUCUCUGGGUUACUCAGCGGACUCUCACUUGGUGGUCACAGGUAGUCGUGAUACAACACUACGUUUGUGGGACGCACUAUCCGGUCGGUGCAUCCACGUUUUUCGAGGUCAUCGUGGCGCCAUCCGUUGCGUUCAGUUCACAGGGACCAACGUAGUCUCUGGCAGUUACGACUGUACUGUGCGUUUAUGGUGCAUCCGCACAGGGAACUGUGUGCGCGUACUGAACGGACACAAGAAUCGCGUCUACACUCUGCUCUACGAUGGAUGUCACAUCAUCAGCGCAAGUCUGGACACUACAAUCCGGGUAUGGGACGCCCGUACUGGUGCAUUGAAGCAGUUAUUCUGUGGACAUCGUUCGCUGACCAGCGAAAUGGCGUACGGUCACAAUCAGGGCAUUCUGGUGUCGAGCAACGCGGAUGAGACAAUCCGUGUGUGGAAUCUGGAGACCGGAGAAUGCAUCCACACACUCUCAGGAAAGUUGGCUCCUGUUUGAUCACUUGGAUAACUGGUGUGCACCGCAG
This is a messenger RNA of Dicrocoelium dendriticum, 1543 nucleotides long. The record is from the annotation of a GenBank genome assembly. NCBI's taxonomy places the organism in Eukaryota, Metazoa, Platyhelminthes, Trematoda, Plagiorchiida, Dicrocoeliidae.